AUGGGCCUCUCCAAAACCAACAGGAUUCUGAUCCUGUUGGUGAUUGAUUCGGCCUUCUUCCUGCUGGAAUUGAUCGCUGGUUACUCCGUCCACUCCCUUGCCCUCGUCGCGGAUUCGUUUCACAUGCUGAAUGAUGUGAUCUCUCUACUCGUUGGAUUAUGGGCCGUCAAAGUUGCCAACCGCGGAACGUCCUCUAAAAUGUACACCUACGGAUGGCAACGAGCCGAAACCCUCGGUGCUCUCGUCAACGGUGUCUUCCUCGUCGCUCUGUGUCUAUCCAUCUUCCUCGAAGCAAUACAAAGAUUGGUCGAGCCGCAGGAGGUCAAGAACCCGAAGCUCGUCUGCGGCGUGGGAUGCGCCGGGUUGGUGUCGAACAUCCUGGGAUUGGUCUUAUUCCACGAUCAUUCGCACGGCCACGGUCAUAGUCAUGGACACUCUCAUGGCGACGAGGAGGACGUUGAUGCUGCGGAGCAAGGCCAUAGCCACGAUCAUGGCCACUCCCACGCGGAGCGCGGAGCUAGCCAAAUUACCGAACCAACCGCCGCGUACUCCCGCCGUCGAACCCUUGACAGCCAACACCGCAGCUCUCGCCGUGGCUUCGGAGAUAUUGGUGGCCACCCCGCUAGCAUGAGACAGGAUAUUAUUAUCGCAGCCAACCGAAACCAGUUCCCGGAUGAUGACGAGAGCUUCGAUUCAGACGAUCGCGCCGAGGACAGCGGAGACAACUUCGGGCCCACUGAACGUUCGACGCUGCUGGGUCACAAGGAUCGAGCGGCCAACUAUACUGCAGAGCACGCUCACGUCAGAGAUCUGGCAAAGAACGACCCGCACAAGUCUCACAAUCACGCCCAACCUAAGCCAAAGGACAAAAAUCACGGACAUGAUCUCAACAUGCGGGGCGUUUUUUUACACGUUAUGGGCGACGCCUUGGGCAACAUUGGUGUCAUUGCCUCUGCUCUCGUCAUCUGGCUGACCGAUUAUUCUUGGAGAUUCUACGUCGACCCUGGUAUUUCCCUUGUCAUCACUGUCAUCAUCCUAGCGUCGGCAAUUCCUCUCUGCAAAGCGGCUUCUCGCAUUCUGUUGCAGGCUGUGCCGCACGGUUUGAGCAUUGACCACAUCAAGGAAGAUAUCGAAAGCCUUCCUGGGGUCAUUGGCGCCCACCAUCUCCAUGUCUGGCAGCUAAGCGACACCAAGACCGUUGCUUCAGUCCAUAUCCAAGUCGACACCGAAAUCAAGGGCGAGGGCUCCGAGCGUUACAUGGAUCUCGCCAAACAAGUGAGCCAAUGCCUGCACGCGUAUGGUAUUCGAUCAUCGACCAUCCAACCGGAGUUCCCUCGUGACAGUGAUACGGAGGACAACCAGCCAGGCUCGGCCCACUCGCACUCAGCAAUCCCCAGCCGUACUCCAAGUGUCCGCGAUGCGGAUCCCCAGGCCUGCCUCAUGGAGUGUGGCGUUGAGUGCGGGGGCGGUCACUGUUGCCCGACCAAGCCCACCUAA
This is a messenger RNA of Aspergillus mulundensis, 1497 nucleotides long. RefSeq names its product cation diffusion facilitator family transporter. The coding region runs from base 1 to 1497 and encodes 498 amino acids. Gene Ontology annotation, biological process: intracellular zinc ion homeostasis; zinc ion transmembrane transport. The transcript is spliced from 5 exons. Gene Ontology annotation, cellular component: membrane. The record is from RefSeq and is a predicted model, not a curated record. NCBI's taxonomy places the organism in Eukaryota, Fungi, Ascomycota, Eurotiomycetes, Eurotiales, Aspergillaceae. Gene Ontology annotation, molecular function: zinc ion transmembrane transporter activity.